AUGGUGCUGUUUGUCGAGCGUGGUAUACGCGGCGGUCUCAGCCAAUGCUCCAACCGAUACGCCGCCGCCAACAACAAAUACAUGUCAUCGUACGAUCCAUCGGAACCAUCAUCGUACCUAAUGUACUUUGAUGUAAACAACUUGUACGGCUGGGCAAUGUGUCAACCGUUGCCCUACGCCAAAUUUCGAUGGGUCGAAAAUGUCGAAAAAUUUGACGUAAUGCCUGUUGCAUCUGAUUCGGCUACCGGUUAUAUGCUGGAAGUCGAUCUCGAAUAUCCGGUGAAUCUUCACGACGCGCACGCCGACCUGCCGUUCUGCCCGACGCGCGAUAAGCCGCCCGGCAAGCGGGAACUCAAGUUACUCGCAACGCUGUACGAUAAGCAGCGUUAUGUCAUUCACUACCGUAAUCUGCAGCAAUGCGUGCUACAUGGUCUGCGAAUUGCAAAGAUUCACCGCAUACUGCAAUUCGUGCAAUCUCCAUGGCUCAGCAGAUACAUAGAAUUAAAUACGCAGUUUCGGACACGGGCGACAAACGAUUUCGAGAAAAAUUUAUACAAAUUGAUGAACAACGCGGUUUUUGGCAAAACCAUGGAGAAUGUGCGAAAUCACACGGAUGUACGGCUCCUUACACAGUGGGAGGGUCGGUACGGUGCGGAGACUAUGAUCGCCAGACCAAAUUUCUACAGUCGAAGCGUGUUCUCGGAGAAUCUAGUCGCCGUAGAGUUGCGAAAACUCGAAGUGAAAUUCGACAAGCCGAUCUACCUGGGUAUGUGUAUCCUCGACAUAUCCAAGACCUGCUUGUACGAGUUUCACUACGAGUACAUGGCGCCUCUCUAUGGCAACAAUUGUAAAAUUUUGUAUACCGAUACCGACAGUCUGAAAUACUUUCUACAUUGCGAGGACGUAUAUCACAAUAUGAAACGCGAUAUAUCCAAAUUUGACACGAGCGACUACUCCGAGGACAACGUUUACGGUAUACCGCGCGCCAACAAGAAAAUACCCGGUCUGAUGAAAGAUGAGAAUAACGGCGCGAUCAUGACGGAAUUUGUCGGACUGAGAGCGAAGAUGUACGCGUUGAGAGUCACCGGACAAAAAGAUACAAAAAAGGUGAAAGGCGUAAAGAAAAAUAUAGUCGCUAGAACGAUAACGUUCGACGAUUACACUCGGUGUCUCAACGACGAAAUCGAGUUGACGCGGCGUCAAUCGUGCAUCCGCUCAAAGAUGCACGAAGUGUACACCGUGUCGGAGUCGAAGCUCGCGCUCAGUCCGUACGACGAUAAGCGGCACGUCGUAUCCGGUUCCACCGAUACUCUACCGCGGGGACAUUAUAAAAGACAAUUGUAA
Linepithema humile (Argentine ant) is the source of this 1344-nucleotide messenger RNA. NCBI's taxonomy places the organism in Eukaryota, Metazoa, Arthropoda, Insecta, Hymenoptera, Formicidae. The record is from RefSeq and is a predicted model, not a curated record.